AUACUCCUAACUCAGAUACUUGUUCUUUGCAGUAAUUUUUGGUGAGUGGGCUGCACACGCAGAUAAGCAGGACCGGAGGAAGAGUACAAUAUUCUCUGGAUAUCCAGUUGUAGAUAAAUACCUUCUGGUUCAAUUGUAUUUACAUGGAAUCUCUUUCCUGAGAGAUGCCAACAUCUAAGCCACCAUCGGUGCCACCGGCACCAAGCCUGCAACCAUUACCAUCAUCUGCAGUACGACAGAACAGUCGUAUUGACCUUCGUGAGAUCAAGUCCAAGAUUGUUAAGACGAUUGGGCCAGAACGAGCAAAGAAGUACUUUCAACAUCUGGAGAGAUUCUUAUCAUCAAAAUUGAGCAAGAAUGAGUUUGAUAAGCUGUGUCUUGUGGCACUUGGCCGGGAGAACCUCCCAUUGCACAACCACCUCAUCCGUUCUAUUCUUUUCAAUGCCUCUGCAGCGAGUGGCCCACCAGCAAUUAAUGCAUCUAAGAUGGCUGAAGAUGUCACCAAUUCAGAACAUACAAUGGUUCCGCAUGUCUGGAAUGGUGACACUUUGAGCAAGCAUGUCAACGACAAACACUCAUUGAGCAGAAGUGUGAACACAUUAACACAGCAUUCAUCACUGACUCAUGGUGAGACUAUCAAUAGGGAGAAUGGUGCUCCAAAUUUGAUUGGUUUGAAGAGAUAUACACAGCUUCGGCAAAGUGAGCAUGUUGAGCCAUUUACCAAGCGAUCAUGUAUGGGGAAGGCACCAUUGAAUUUUCAUGGCUCUCUACAUAGCAAUGGACCUUCUGCUAUAAAUGCUAGAGAAUCCUUGGGAGAAGAAAUUACACAACAUGCUCAAGUUCCGGUGCAAGCUCCAAUUGGGAUUCAGUUUGGCUCUGCUAAUUUUUGCCAGGCUAAAAAACCUUCAGCCAUUGCUUCUGUCAGUUCAGACAAUAGCUCUAUUUGUUGUUAUGACCUUGGUGAACUAUGUGAUACUUUGUCACUUAGAAAGAAAAUGGAAAAAACAGCACAAAUGGAAGGCUUGGAAGGGGUCUCAGUAGAGUGUGCUGAUCUGUUGAAUAAUGGAGUUGAUGUUUUCUUGAAGCAAUUGAUUGGAUCUUGUGUUGAGCUUGUUGGAGCAAGGUCUCAACAUGGUAAACUAAGCCAUGCGGCACUGAAGCAGCAGUUGGGCCGUAAGAUAGUAAAUGGUGUAUCACUGCAAAAUCAUACCCAUGUGCAGGGUGGCAUUAUACCUCCAGGGUCUAAGUCAAUCUCAAUGCAAGACUUAAAGGCAGUGUCAGAGCUAAACCCUCGUCUGCUUGGAGUCAACGCAUCAGGGCUACUUGAAAAGAUCAAUUCACAUGACUAAUUGGAUGGAGCAAGUUGGGUUUUUCACAUUGCAAGAUUGUACCAACUUGAUGGUGUCUCUUGCUUCAUGGCCUUUGUAUUCAGGUCAUAACUUACCGAGGGUGGUGAAACCUGGAGAAGGCAGGCAGACUUUCUAGUUUGUACAGUAUGCUGAUAAUGCUGUAUCUAAUAUCCUGCGCAAAUUUUGAAAUAAGCAAAGUUCUGAUUAUCUUCUAGAAGGCUAGAGGCUGUAUAAUAGACCCAUCCGUUGUCUGCAUCCAAGCACCAGUAAAGAGGCAUAAGUGCUUAACAGAACUAUGGUGCAGGGCUUCAAAUGAAUUGAUGAGCCAUGACUCUUUAUGCUGGUGUGGUUCUGCAAUUGGUACUUGGCUGUUUUCCUUGGAUGAAGUUGUAACCUGUGCUUAACUGGCCAUUUGUCAAGAACAGGAGCCUCCAGGAACCCAUGCUGAUGGCACCAAAUCUGUAAAUGGGCCAACAUCCAGGAUCUGCCAAAGUCGUGUUUUAUUGUCUGCGGCGAAUGUAUCUGGCAGAGGAUGCAAAGACGGCACAGAGCAGAAUUCGGUCGCUAUUUCCAUGGAGCUUGCUGCCUAUUGGAAAGAAGUGGAAGGGCCUCUUAUCCCCAUGGUACAGAUGAUGGGUUUUUGGUCUCUAUUUACCUCCUGACCUGACAGUUGCUAGAAAAUUGCAAUCCCAGUUGUACGUCCCAUGGAGCUUUCACAUACAGAAGAGAUGCAGUAAGAAGCCCCCCGCCCAACGAUCAAUACUGAUACUGACUGCUGUGCAGGCGUCCUCAGAGCUGUACAAUCAUUGUAAUAUGUGUAGCAUUACUCUAGCGAAAUCAUCGGUGCAAAAAUGUGUGCCAUCAGUCAUGACCAUGUGCAACACAAGUGUGAAAAUUUCACAAAUCUAACAUGUGUGGCAUCAGCAGUGACCAUGGCUCUCAAA
Messenger RNA from Triticum urartu, 2293 nucleotides. Lineage: Eukaryota; Viridiplantae; Streptophyta; Magnoliopsida; Poales; Poaceae. The record is from RefSeq and is a predicted model, not a curated record.